GUCACAGCCUGUCACCCAGAAAAACGAGCUCAGGUGGGGGGAAAAUCGAACAGAAGUCUCCGAUUCCGAUAAAGAAGCUCAGAUUCGGAGAAGACACGCUGAGCUCUCUGUCGAAGCAGAAGCAGAGGAAUUCAGAUCAAAGUUACAAGUCCUUUGUCAGACUCUUCGGGUCGAUUCAAUUCGACGAGUUUUCCCCCCUCUCUAUCUCUGAAUCACGAUGCCGUCGCGUAGGAGGACUCUGUUGAAGGUCAUCAUCCUCGGCGAUAGUGGGGUUGGCAAAACAUCGCUGAUGAAUCAAUACGUAAAUAAGAAAUUUAGCAAUCAAUACAAGGCGACAAUCGGAGCUGAUUUCUUGACCAAGGAAGUGCAAAUCGAAGAUAGGCUUUUCACCUUACAGAUAUGGGAUACAGCAGGGCAGGAAAGGUUUCAGAGUCUUGGAGUAGCAUUUUACCGAGGCGCUGACUGCUGUGUUCUUGUCUAUGAUGUUAACUCAAUGAAGUCAUUUGAAAAUCUCAACAACUGGAGAGAGGAAUUCCUGAUUCAGGCUAGCCCAUCAGAUCCGGAGAAUUUCCCUUUCAUUGUUAUCGGUAACAAGAUUGAUGUGGAUGGUGGGAACAGCCGAGUGGUAUCCGAGAAAAAGGCUCGUACCUGGUGUGCCUCUAAGGGAAACAUUCCAUAUUUCGAAACCUCGGCAAAGGAAGGCAUGAAUGUGGAACAAGCUUUCCAGUGUAUCUCGAAGGAUGCCUCGAAGAAUGCGGAAGACGAAGAGAUAUACUUACCGGACACAGUGGAUGUCGGGGCGACGAGCCAGCCGAGGGCAACAAGAUGUGAGUGUUAGAUUCGCCUGCUCCUAUUUACUGCGGUUACACAAUUAUAGAAGUGAUUUUUGAAUCAUGUUGGCUCUAUCCUCGUAAGCUGUUUCUCACAUUGUUGCACUGAGAGCGUUCUAAAUUUGUGCAAAAAGGACAGGAUCCGUCCAUUGAGGGUGUGAUUGGAUACUUUGCAUUACUUCGGUUGUUCCCUAAUAAAAAUAAUAAAAAAGUUACAACUCA
Tarenaya hassleriana is the source of this 1052-nucleotide messenger RNA. Its product is annotated as ras-related protein Rab7-like. NCBI's taxonomy places the organism in Eukaryota, Viridiplantae, Streptophyta, Magnoliopsida, Brassicales, Cleomaceae. The transcript has 8 exons. Gene Ontology annotation, molecular function: GTP binding; GTPase activity. Gene Ontology annotation, cellular component: vacuolar membrane. Bases 218 to 838 code for a protein of 206 amino acids. The record is from RefSeq and is a predicted model, not a curated record.